This is a messenger RNA of Oldenlandia corymbosa var. corymbosa, 3066 nucleotides long. NCBI's taxonomy places the organism in Eukaryota, Viridiplantae, Streptophyta, Magnoliopsida, Gentianales, Rubiaceae. The record is from the annotation of a GenBank genome assembly.
AUGGAUUUUAAAAAACAGUCAGGAUUUGAUUGGUUACCCGAAGGCAUUGUUCAUCGCAUACUGUCUUUUCUCAAUGACGACGACAAAGAUAAAAAAGCUCGUUACAUAUCACAACUAUGGUCUAAGGCUUAUCGUACGUCGAAAUUGAUGUUUAACGAGCGUAACCAAUUGAACGAAUUUAUUGAGCAGAAACACAAAACACGACCUGAUUUCACGGAUGAAAGUAACGAUUCCAUGAUUAUGUCCAUUAGUGAUGAAGAAUUACGUGAAGUUCGAGCCAUGUUCCGACAAGAAGUCAACCGGACUUUGUCCAGAUAUACAUUUGGAGGGAUUUCGUUACCUUAUAAAUUGGAAAUAACAAUGGAUUUCAUCACCCAAGACGAUGUCGAUGAUUCAGCUAAUCUGGAUAAAUGGCUGAAAAUAGCUAUGGAGAAUGGAGUCAGGGAGCUCGAGAUUAAUCUCUUAAGCCUUAAUCCUUCAGGAUACGUCAUACCGGAUUGCAUUCUCAAAUCAGAAUCUUUAACAUUAUUGUAUCUAGAAAAUUGCAAGUUUCCAAACAAGCUGAAUGACAAUGGUCAGAUUUCGUGUAAGAACAUCCUAGGUUUGAAGUUAUGGCAAGUCUUGAUCGUCGACGAAAUCUUUGCUCCCUUAAUGUCAUCUUGUAGUACCUCGAUUGAGCUUCUAAUGAUUGAAGAUUGUAGAGAUUUGAGACAAGUUAAGCUCAUCAAUGUUCCCUGCCUCAAAGAGCUUUGCAUUUACGACUAUCGCGUUGGUCCAGUGGAAAACGGUUUAAGGGUGGAAAUUUAUGCACCAAAUCUUCAGUAUGUUGAUUUAGGAGGUAUUCAUCAACCGUGUUUGAUUCAACCGGAAGCACAUCAAAAUCUGCGGAAGCUAAAAUUGUUUGAUAAUAAUGUGACCGAAACAUUUUUCGACGAUUUUGUGAAUAAACUUCCGAAUCUAAACUCACUAAGUGUCCUGCAUUGCAAAGGCUUUGAAAGAAUGAAUUUAACCAGUGAAUCGCUCAAGGAUCUAUCGUUGAUGUCCCUCGAUUCCAAGGCGCCGGAACUUGACAUCAACGCGCCAAACCUAACUAGUUUCGAUUUUGAUCAAGCUGCCAUUUUACCAAAACUAUCAUUUAGGGCUAAUGUUUCACCUCAAAUGGAAUCUACUCUGCAUUGCAAUCCUCGUAUCGACGAAUCUUGGUUUCCUAGAUUGAAUGAAACGCUUUCAGAAUUGUUUCCUUCCAGAAUAACACUCCGAAUGGAUUUAGGAGAGUUUGCAAAGAAUGGAUCUUCAGAUGAUUUAUCUAGUUUUUUGGAUGAUUUGUUUCUGGCUUGUUGUCCUGAGACUAUAUCCUUGUGUUCAUCUAAAGAUAAAGGAGGUUUCACCGUCUCCGAGUUAGCGGGGAGCAUGUUGGAAAAGCUGUCGGAGAUGAAAAAUUAUGGAAUGAUUAAGGAACAGCCACUUGAUUCGGUGAGUUUGUCGGAUGUAUGUGAAGUUCUUGAAGAGGGGAAGAAGGUUUCUUUCAAGUUGGAAUAUUGGGAUUCACCUAAUUGUUGUUCCUCCACGUUUGAUGAUGAACCAACUAAUGAAUUUUUGUUGAUCAGGAUUGUGGCAUUAGAUCUUGAGGAUGACAAAGAAAAAGCUCGUAAUUUAUCCCAAGAUUGGUCAAAAGCUUAUGAUACGUAUCCUGAAUUGUACUUUAAUGGGAGUAAUCAAGAGAAUUUCGGUGAUACUUUGAUGAGAUGCGUUUAUGGAGGGCUUUCCUUGCCUUAUCAGUUCAAAAUAACCCUAGAUUUCACUAACCAUGAUGUUGAUCCUGCUAGCUUGGACAAAUGGCUGAAGCUAGCUGUAGAGAAUGGAGUCAGAGAGCUCAAGAUUUUUGUUAUAUAUGCUAAUCAUUCAAGCUACCUUAUACCGGACUGCAUUCUUGAAGCUAAAUCAUCUUUGACAAUGUUGUCCCUCGCAUAUUGCAAGUUUCCGGACAAGCCCAUCGAAGUGCAAAAUCUGUGUAAAAAAGUUCAUACCUUAUUCUUGCAGGACAUCUCAAUUCCCGACAAUGUCUUUUCUUCCAUGAUCGCGGGUUGCCGGGUGGUUGAGGUUAUGAGAAUGGAAAACUGUCCAAAGGUAAAGUUAAUCAAUGUUCCCUACCUCAAAAAGCUUCGCGUUGCCAACUGUUAUGAGGCGGAAAUUGAUGCACCAAACCUUCAGAUUGUUGAGUUGCGAGAACUAUAUGGAUUUCGUUUCAUUGAAACGCGACCGUAUCAAAAACUGCAGGUUUUAAAAUUGGAGGUAGUAUGGGUUUCAAGAGAAUUCUUUGCAAAUUUCGCGAAUAAGUUUCCACAUCUAAGGUCCUUGGAAGUCAGGGAUUGCGGUGGCUGUGAAAAAAUAGAUUUAACGAGUUAUUCGCUAAGGAAUCUAGGAUUUCGGUGUAAUGAGUGGACAGAAGCUGUACCUGAACUAAAGAUUCAUGCUCCCAACCUCACAAGUUUUGAUGUUGAUAAUAUUGGUGUACGUAUCAAAUUUCCUAAAGUGUCUCUUGAAGUUGUUUCGACCCAAAUGAAAUCUAAUGUAUCUAUGUCUUACUAUUCUUAUAAAGAUAGGGCUUGGCUUCUAGGGUUGAAUGAGAUGCUAUCAAGUAUGUUUUCAUCCAAAAUCUCACUCGAAUUUAUUUCGAGUUUUUAUGGCUGUUCCUUGGAGGACAAAUCAACGGAACCUUUUCCUGCCUUUGAUGGUUCAUUCUUGGCUUAUUUCCCCGAAACAAUCUCCAUGAAGAGGAAUUCAAAGGAAUGGGAUGCAUACAUGAUUGGCCACCUGCAAAGCAAGCUAAUUGAGUUGUAUAGUCAAAAUCUGAUAAAGCAGAUAGAGAUGUCUCUUUAUCAUGCAAAAGGGAAACAAUGCCAGAAACAGCCGCUAGAUUGGAUGAGUACAUCAAAAGUUAUACUUGAGUAUUGUGAGUCGUGCCUAGAGAUUCGAUUCGACAUAGGAUGGAAUUUGCCUUCUUGUUGUAGCAACAGCACUGGUGAUAUGAACCAACAAACAAAACGUAUGAGAUUCGAGAAAUAG